Molecule: messenger RNA, 5349 nt
Organism: Colletotrichum graminicola M1.001
Lineage: Eukaryota; Fungi; Ascomycota; Sordariomycetes; Glomerellales; Glomerellaceae
Exons: 3
Coding region: 1-5349 (1782 amino acids)
Cellular component (GO): membrane
Source: RefSeq, a predicted model, not a curated record
AUGCCUACUGCACCGUAUUGGGGCGAUCUGUCAGGCCCCAAGGCGGCCAGACGCCAGCGUCGCCAGUCAGAAGACUUUAGUCUUCCCAAUCGAAACUCCCCGGAUCUGGAGGCUCCUCCAACCGCAGCGCUCAUGACGGACAAACCUCUUCCUCCUCACCCCCCAAAGUCAAACCGCACCUCGAUGCAGACGACCAAUACCGAGGCCGUUACCGAGUCAACUCUCAGCCCCUACACCUCGCCAACCGCCUCCAGCUUCGCCGAUCAAGGCCUGGCCCCACGACCACCGACCUUCCCCUACGGCGAAUCCCAGUAUUCAGACGAGCCGGCCGAGAGACGCGAGCGGAGACGCAGAGAGCGCAACAACGAGACCGAGGACGACGUCGAUUUCGGUUACCGGUCCGGUCCAACACCUCCGGCUGCCCCGGAUGUACCCCGCGCCCCGCCAGUGAGCUUCAGACAUCCGUACGGGAAUGGUGGCCUGCCAUACACACACCCAUCACCAGGUCCGCCUCGUGUUUCGCGACAGCCCAGUCCGCUGGUCGUCCCGGACGACGAGAUGAACCCCGAAGAGUACUACAAGAAUCCUGCGCCUGAUGCUGAAGAAAGGCAGCAGAAGCAGGAUGAGUUACCCACUCUCGAUCGCUCGCAGCGUACGCUCGACGCCGAGACACGACCACCCCGCGAUCCUCAGAGCUCAUCAAGGAGGAGAUCCACGGGCGGGGCAGGAAGGAGUGGGCAGGGGAGAAAGUCGGGGUCCAGCAAAAAGUUCGCCGACGACCGUUCUCCGCUCCAGAGGCUUGAGCUGACGCUCGACAGCAUCACCAAGGAGGAAAAGCGAGCUCGCGUCGAAGCCGCGGAGAAACGCGCCCGAGAAAAGGCUGCUGCGAAGGCUGCACAGAACCCGGAUCUCUUGCAACCUCCCGAGCCCACGCAGCGCGCCCCCCGCGCGCCGCCGCCGCAGCCGCAAGAACCCUUGUUCAAGCAAGAGCCUCCGCGACCCCUUCCAGAGCCGCCUCGACAGCCUCCACCAGAGGUACGAUAUGUGCAACAUGUGCCGGUGCAGAAUGUACAGGUGCACCAGGCGCCACCACCACCACAGCAGGUGCGGUUCCGAGACGACGGGCUGGACGAUGACCGAAGAGAGCAGCAGUACUAUCCCGAAGACGACAAGAGAUACGCGCCCCGCCAGUCGCUCGACGAGAGACGGCAACAGCCGCAGUACGUGCCCGAAAACCACAGGCGCCAUGCAUCCGGGCCAUACCCGCCGAAAGGACCUUCAAUGGCUGCUGCGAAACAGAGACACCCUCCCGCUUCUUCUGGGGUCCCGCAGAGAAGCGUCAGUCUCCGUGAAGGGCCUCGCGAGCCGCCCGCAUCGAGCUCAGGAAUCCCUAAGCGCAACUUGAGCUUCCGCGAGCGCGCUGCAAAGAAUGACAUGGUGUUGCCGCUAGGCGCCGAGCCAACUGGGAGCGCAGAGACAAGCCCGCAACCCACACCACCGGUCGCCGGGUCUCGGCGACCCAGCUUCUCUCUCACUAGGAGUGGGAGCAACAAGCUGAAGAAGCAGCCGAAGGGUGAUCCGUGGUUCAGCAUCCGGCAAGAUGCGGAGAGGAAAUACGACAACAUUGAGUUCCGGAACGCCGCUUUGGACCAAUCUGCUGCAGAAAAGGGUGGGCCUCCAGUGCAGAGAUCCGUGUCCCAGCGCGAACAGGCAUUGCCCCCGGACGCAAUGCAGGAGGAGGUGAGACGGGCCGGGAUUCCCAGUAAGGCUGCGAAGUUGAUUGGUCUUGACUUGGGAGGAGUUCAACGUCGGUCGACGGCCCCGGCGGCCCAACAACUUGACUACGAGUCUGAAGACGACGACCCUCGAUACGUCGAUGCUCGCCAGGCACCUGUAGCCUCGGGCGGACGUGGUGACAACUAUCAUCACAUACCCCAGGCUGUCGCGCGUGGCAGACCCUCCGACAGGGAAUACUACUCCGAGGAUGACGGGUUCAGUGAUGACUCCCGGGACUUGUAUCCUGCCAAGAAGGCGUUCCGCCCCGGCGAAGGCAUUUACCAGCCACCCGUCUAUCUUGACGAGUGGAAAAAGGCGACUGUCGGUAGUCUGUCCGGGGCCAUGUUGGACCUUAGCGAUGGACGGCUUGCUUCGGACGAGAAGGAUACUCCCUGGUGGGAAGGCGGCAAGCGCAGAGGGAGCACCUCACGGCCGCGCAAGGCAGAAGCCUUUGAUGGCGAGUAUGAUGACACACAUGCUCCUACACGGUUCAAGCCGCCACUGUUCCUCAAGUGCGGUCCGCUGUUGAGAUACUGUGGACUCAAACAUGAGAAGGUUCCCGCGCGUAAUCGGAACAUCGCCGUCAAUGAGAGAACCGUCUGGCGUGGGUCGGUCAUGAUCGUGACGCUGGACAGCGACUCCUCGUACGAGAUCGCGCCGACCUUGAGACUGUUCGUGCAACCCAUCGAACUGCUCCCUCCUCCGCCUCUGGAGAUCACGGGAGAGCAGGGACUGCCGCCGGAAUACGUGGACCCGAUUGCCGGAAUUCCGAAGCUGGGCAGACGAGGGGAGACACUUUACGUUCGUCCAGUGGAGCACCUCGACGAGGCCAAGGACCUGUCUAGAGAUGAGACAGACAACGGCCUUUUCGAAAAGACUAGGAGCCCGCCCGAUUGUACUCAGCCGGACGGCUCGUCGGACUUGCCUGGCUCCUUUGCUAGCCGUCGAAAGCGCGUCGAGAUUGACGGUGAAAAGGUCUCCAAGUACAAGGACGUGCGCGGUUUCCGACUGCACGCAGAGCGCGGAUGCACGUUCUGGCGCUUCAACAUUGAGAUUGAGCUCCACGAGAACCAGCAGCGGAUCGCAUACCGGAUCAACAGGGGCCCCUCGAUGGGCUUCUGGGUUCCUGCCCUUGGGCAAUCCAUGAACAUCAUGUUCCACAGCUGCAACGGUUUCAGUGCCAGCGUCAACCCCGACGACUUCAGCGGCCCCGAUCCCAUGUGGCGCGACGUUCUCAACACUCACCAGUCACAGCCCUUCCAUGUCAUGAUUGGCGGCGGUGACCAGAUUUACAAUGAUUGCUUGAUGGACCAGAGCAAGCAGUUCCGCGAGUGGCUGGCGAUCAGGAACCCCCUCCACAAGCACAACGCGCCUUUCACGCCAACGAUGCAAGACGAGCUCGAGCGGGCCUACCUCGAGCGGUACUGCAUGUGGUUUUCGCAGGGCCUCUUCGGCCUGGCCAACUCGCAGAUUCCCAUGGUCAACAUGUGGGAUGAUCACGACAUCUCGGACGGCUUCGGCUCGUACGCACACCACGACAUGAACUCGCCGGUAUUCUCUGGCCUUGGCAACGUUGCCUACAAGUACUACAUGCUAUUCCAGCAUCAGAGUGUCCCUACGGAAACAGAGGCUUCUGAGCCCAGUUGGAUUCUUGGCACCAAACCCGGACCGUACAUCAGCGAGCUGAGCCGCAGUCUGUUUGUUGAGCUGGGCUCCAAGGUUUCCCUGUUGGCGGUCGACGGCAGAACAGAGCGGACGGAGCUCGACGUGGUCAGCGAGCCCUCGUGGCAGAGAAUCAUGGACCGCUGCUACGAAGAGUUGAGGAAUGGGCGAACUGAGCAUCUGCUGGUUCUGCUGGGUGUUCCGAUCGCCUACCCCAGGCUGGUCUGGUUGGAGAACAUUCUCACCUCGAGAGCCAUGGAUCCCGUCAAGGCUCUUGGCAAGUUGGGUAUGCUCGGCAACACCCUAAACCACAUCGACGGUGGUGUCGAGGUACUCGACGACCUGAACGAUCACUGGACUGCCAAGAACCACAAAAAGGAGCGGACCGUUGUCUUGCAGGACAUGCAGGACCUGGCAGCAGACAAGUCGGUGAGAGUCACCUUCCUCAGCGGUGAUGUUCACCUUGCCGCCGUCGGUCAGUUCUACGCCAACCCCAAGCUUGGUCUCCCCAAGCACAAGGACUUCAGAUACAUGCCCAACAUCAUCUCUUCGGCCAUUGUUAACACGCCACCUCCCGACCUGAUGGCGGAUAUUCUAAACAAGCGCAACAAGAUUCACCACUUUGACGAGUCGACCGAGGAAGACAUGAUCCCGUUGUUCCAGCAUGGCGUGGAUGGGAAGGUGAGAAACAACAAACACUUGCUGCCGCACCGCAACUGGUGCUCCAUCAGGGCGUGGACCCCGGGAACUACGCCGCCUCCCACGCCGCCGCUGUCUGCUUAUGAUAGGAGCCCAAGCCCGCCGGCGAGUCGUAAAGGUCUCUUGAGGCGGUUCUCUUCGAACCGUGGCCCCGCGUACCGCCCGGAUGUGCAGCAGGAUGCUCGAGACGAGUCCCGGUCUCGGCCUCCGAUUUCCAACAGGGGCAAGACUGGCCUGUUCCGCAGUCUUUCACGCCGCAACUCGACCGACGGAGGUCGGCCUGCUGAGCCGCCCAAGCCAAAGCGCUCACUGUCGCUGACUCGCAACUUCUUCAGUCGCCGGGGCAGCAAGAAAUCGCAACCUGAUGACGGUGGUAUCAACGGUCAGUGGGGGGACGAGGACAACGGCCGAGACGACGAUAGCGUGGACGAUGGCUAUUACGGAUAUGAAGACGAACGCGACCGUGUGCCGGGGUCUAGGUCGAGGGGCAUGGGCCUCCGGGGCGGUGGCCACGAUGAGUACCAAUCCGGCGAUGACUCCUAUUUCACAGCUCGCCCGGCGGCGCGAAUGAGCGGGGCUCCCAACAUGGCAGUCCCCCGGAGCCAUGACGAGUUCCAGCCCGGCGACGAAACCCAAUUCUCCGCUCGUGCGCCGGCUCGUUCUUACACCACAGGCGAUGACCGUCAGGUUCCAAGGUCGCAAGAUUCGCUGGCGCGGCCGAAGCCUUUCCACCGCACCCCAACAGGGUUGUCGGUCAAGCAAAAGAAGAAGGCGGACGUAUUGGAGGUGGACCUCGAGGGCGGUCUGGACAUCUGCCUCAACGUCGAGGUGAAUCAGAAGGAUCCCGCCGGCAUCACAGUCCCGUACCGACUGCUUGUGCCCCGCCUCGUUUGGGAUGACGCCAAGGAGGCUGCCAAUUUGCAGCAGCCACCUGCUCCGACGGGAUUUAAGCGGCUGUUCAGCAUGAAGAAGAAGGACGCUGGCACCGCUGUGCCUUCUCAGGGCCAGCCGUCCGAGGAACAGUUCGAGGGGUCCAUCAGUCAGCAGUCAGCGGUACCUCCCGCGGGACGGGAGCCUGUCUACGACGCGCCGUCCAAGAACGUUAGCUACGAGACACCUGGAGGUUAUGAUUCAGCCCGCACGCACGACUCGGCAGGACGAUACAACUCGCCAGCGAGAUACGAGUCGCAGAGUGUGAGGCACGGCAGAUGA